AAAAGAAGCUUUUAUUUAUUUUGAGUAAUAAAGGCCCAUUUCAUUUAGACGAAAAUCAUUAUAAUACAUGUCGCAGCCCAUUUCUCUAAACUCGUAAGUACAUAGGUUUUUGCCGGUCUGACGUGGCAAAAAGGAACAUUUCUACUGGUUGAAUUUUUGAUCCUAUGUGGACACCUUCUCCAUUGACUAUAUCCAACUUUUUGUAUUGUUAGAUUAGAUUGGGUCUUUAACAUAUUUAGGCAUUUUCCACUGGAAGAGGACUUUAUAUCUACCUUUUGGAUUUUCUGUUCCUAAAAUGUUCCUAUAAAAAAUAAAAAUAAAAAUGAGAUAUAGAAAAGAGAGAAUAAUUAAGUCUGGUGAUUUAGAGCAUGUCCUCAGUAAGGAGCCCUUAAGGGACCUCAUAGGGGUCCUUAACUUUUUCUCGAGCGGUGGGAGAUUCGCGACGAGGAUAAAGAAGAUCCAAGGUGGAGGUGAGACUGCGAGCAAGACGACGACGGCGAAGCUCGAGCUCGACGACGAAGGUGAGCUACUGUCGCAGUGUAACAUGGACGGUGGCUUGAAGAGGCGGAAGCUCGUUGAUUCCGACGACAGUGGAGGAUUGACGCCAUGGAGAAAGCUGUCACGGUUUAGAGCUGAACGGAGAUGGGGAAUCGCGGAGCGAUGCGGCGGCUUGGAAUGGUGAACACGGUUACGACCAGAGGGCUUGAUGCUAUCGCCGGAGAAGCUCAGAUUGAUGACGAAGUGCUGUAGCGGCUAUGGAGAAGCUUGAUACGAAGAAGAAGGGGAGUCGGAGCUCGAGCUCCUAAAGUUUCACAGCGGAACAAAGGAGAGAGACACAAUCUCGACAUCCAAUGAAACACUGCCACCUAGGGUUACUUACCAUUUCCUAAAAUCCCAUAAUAAGUACUGGUCCUGUCCUUUUUCCUCCUAUUUCAUUUAUUUAUUUUUUUUCUUUUUUGGGAACCCUGCGGCAAGGACCGCCGAUGGACAUGGUCUUAAUGAUUGUUACUUCCAUCACCUUCGUUUCUUUCUCUGUAUUCAAUUUUCUUUCCCAUCUUUCUCUUCUUCUUUAAAUCCAUUACCAUUUUUUUGAAAAUUUGUACUUACUUCAAAUUCCAGCCAUCUUAACUCCUCGUUUCGUUCA
Molecule: messenger RNA, 1144 nt
Organism: Brassica rapa (field mustard)
Lineage: Eukaryota; Viridiplantae; Streptophyta; Magnoliopsida; Brassicales; Brassicaceae
Source: RefSeq, a predicted model, not a curated record